Molecule: messenger RNA, 858 nt
Organism: Mycena indigotica
Lineage: Eukaryota; Fungi; Basidiomycota; Agaricomycetes; Agaricales; Mycenaceae
Exons: 2
Coding region: 13-858 (281 amino acids)
Biological process (GO): iron-sulfur cluster assembly
Cellular component (GO): mitochondrion
Molecular function (GO): iron-sulfur cluster binding; iron ion binding
Source: RefSeq, a predicted model, not a curated record
UUCCGGACCAUCAUGUCGCUGCUCCGUGCUGCAAGAGCGUCCCAGCGUUCUCUGAUUCACUGUCGGUCCAUAUCCUCGUCAGCAAGACGGGCAGCUACUGCGAAGGGCUCCACGCUAUCAACUGGGUCGUCAAUACUACGACCACAAGCAUCAACUAGCAAACUUCCUCUGCUUACUCGUUCGAUGUUCAUCCAAACAGAAUCGACCCCCAAUUCCGACUCCGUCAAGUUCCUUCCUGGUGUGGACGUUAUGGGUCCCUCCGGCACUGCUGAAUUCCUCGACACCCGUUCGGCACUGAGCUCCCCGCUGGCCAUCCGUCUGAUGGGCAUUGACGGCGUGACAGCCGUCUUCUACGGGCCCGACUUUGUCACGGUCUCUAAAGACUCUGAAAACACAUGGAGUGUAAUCAAGCCCGAAAUAUACGCCCUUCUCAUGGAGCACUUCUCCUCUGGGCAGGCGUUAUUCAGAAGCGAAGAGGACAGGGCAAACGCGGGCCCACAAGACACGAGGAUAUUAGACACCGACUCGGAAACGGUGGCAAUGAUCAAGGAGCUGCUCGAGACGCGCGUCAGACCAGCAAUCAUGGAGGAUGGCGGGGAUAUUGAGUACCGCGGCUUUGACCAGGAGGGAGAUGCGUUGGUCAAGGUCAAACUGAAGGGCAGCUGCAGAGGGUGCGAUUCCAGCACGGUCACGCUCAAGUCGGGUAUUGAAAGGAUGCUGAUGCAUUAUAUUCCGGAGGUAAAGGGCGUCGAGCAGGUGCUAGACCAGGAGGAGGAGAUUGCGCUGAGCGAGUUUGACAAGCUCGAACAACGGUUGAAGACUAAGAAGCCGUCGAUGGCGCAGUACAUGUCUGUAUAG